Molecule: messenger RNA, 4862 nt
Organism: Branchiostoma belcheri (Belcher's lancelet)
Lineage: Eukaryota; Metazoa; Chordata; Leptocardii; Amphioxiformes; Branchiostomatidae
Product: sentrin-specific protease 1-like
Exons: 20
Coding region: 93-2255 (720 amino acids)
Biological process (GO): protein desumoylation
Cellular component (GO): nucleus
Molecular function (GO): deSUMOylase activity
Source: RefSeq, a predicted model, not a curated record
CAGCUCCCGUCAUGCCCCGCGCGCAGUGACCCUGUCGUCCAUGUUGGUUUUUUCAUGCCGCUUUUUCUGACGGAACUCGAACCUUUCGCGAAAUGUUGGCCUCUUUAUCCGAGAAAUUCCGCUCAAUUAUAACAUCUGUGACGUCUACAGUUAGCCCACGACCAAGUCCACCUACAGAGAGGCGUAGAAAGCGCCAAUUUGAGAGCAAUGAUGAGGUGUACCCAGAUGACUGCCUGAUCACACCGCCUGUCAAACGGGCAAGGAUCGCUGCAGGUGCAGAAGGUAAGCCGCCCAGCUUCUCCCCUUCCCUGAGUGGAACGGCCAGCUGGCUGAAGGAAACUGCCAUCAAAUGGUCGCAGGGGUUCUCCUUCUACACCAAGGGCCCCCCUCCCAGAAUGGAACAGUCCAGCUCAAACCACAGCAGAAGAGUCAUCCAGCCUAUUGUCAGAAAUCCAGUAGAUGACGACAUCCUAAAUUCCCCGUUUGACUUUGAGGUCCAAGCAAGGAGCAGUCUUCAUAGAGGAAAUCAUGUCAGCACAUUGAAAGAAUCUUCCAGAUUAACCCAUGAGAAACCCCCCACAGCCCCCUCUACCAGGACAAGCAGCGUCACAGGCGGAGGAGGGAGGAUGUUUUUUGAGACCCGAGUGGAGCCAGUUUCCCCAGGACCUGCCGGCCACACACAGAACACCCAGUAUGUACCUGUCAACAAAACUAACGGUAUCAGUAAAGGCCGAAUUUCCACCACACCGAAGCCUGCCAAUCAGAACGGCCCGCUGCCUGGACGUACGCUGUACCGCAGCGAUGCGCAGAGACAAGCGUCAGUCCACGACCGAAUCCUGCAGCGCCCGACGUCUCCCGUCAUGUCCGUGGCCAGUAUGUCGUCUGGUGGGUCCCUCUGGAGUAUGGCUUCAGCCAGGAGGAAACUGUCUGUUAAUGAGUGUUUCCGUAUGGAUGAGAAGUUGAGAUACCAGCAGCUGCUGAGGCAGUUCUCUGCCAGCCCUGCCCCCCAGCAGAUUGAUCGUGAACUGCAGGCACCCAUUUUCUCACCUCCACUGCACAGAAGACCCAGUAAUUCAACUUUACUCGGUACGACAGUCCCGAGACCAGAGCCUAUCCGGGAAGAACCAGAGAGAAGUGCGAAGGUGCAGAAGAAACGAGCGACUGUCGUGCGACACGAGAGCUCGAGAACGCAGAAGGACAGCAGUUCCACGCUGCAGGAUCUCAGCCCCGAGGCAACCCACAGGACAGCCCAACCUCCCGCAACACCCGCGCAACCAAGGUUUGAAGAUGACCCAGACUCACCUGUUAUAGUCAGCGUGGAACCUGCUACAAGAACUACCAGCAGGGUCAUAGACUCACCGUUUGUUGCUGAAACCUGGGUGAAAGAAUUUCACGAGAAAUAUGGCUCACAAGCGAGACACCGACAGAAACAAAUUGAAGAGGAACGGAUUAAAGCCAGAAAGUUGGAAGAAAGGAGAAAGAAGCGAGAGAAGACAAUAGAAGAGCAGGUGAGUGAACGACUGUCCAUCGCAGAGAAAACACCUGCAGUCAUCGAAGACAAAAUACCGCAGAAGGAAAUCAGCUUCCCCAAGAUUACAGAUGAGAUGCAGGCAGAGAUAUCGCAGGCCUUACGCCCGUCUCCAGAGGGAGAGAUCCUGGUCAAAGGUUACCGGCUGGAGAUCUCUCGCAAAGACAUGCACACACUCGCUGGCCUCAACUGGCUCAAUGAUGAAAUUAUCAAUUUUUACAUGAAUAUGAUUAUGGACAGAGGAAAUGCUCAGGGAAACCUGAAGGUCCACGCGUUCAACACGUUUUUCUACACGAAGCUGACCCAGCAGGGUCCGGGGUCUGUGAUGAGGUGGACCAGGAAAGUCAGCCUGUUCUCCAUGGACCUGGUGCUGGUGCCGGUCCACCUCGGGAUGCACUGGUGCAUGGCUGUAUUGGACAUGAGAAACAAAUGCAUCAAAUAUUAUGACUCCAUGGGCGGAAAGAACAACAAAGGCAUCAAUGCUCUUCGUGAUUACCUCCAAGCAGAGCACAAAGACAAGAAAGGAAGCAACUUGGACUUGUCCGGUUGGACAUCACAGUAUCCAGAGAACAUCCCCCAACAGAUGAACGGUAGCGACUGCGGAAUGUUUGCCUGUAAAUUCGCCGAGUACGCAAGUCGAGACGCACGCAUUAACUUUGACCAGACACACAUGCCCUACUUCAGAAGAAGAAUGGUGUGGGAGAUACUCCACAAGAAGUUGGUAUAGUAGCAGCGGUCCGCUUUGCAAUCAUCGUGUAAAUGUUUGAUAAUUUCUACAGAAGUCAUUACGGACAGUUGCUAAUUAUAACUGUCUUUCUCUCAAUGCCAUGCUGUAAGCCGGUUCAUGGUUCAAAUCGCAGAUGCUUUGUUGGUAAUUGUCAAAGUUGUAGGCACCUGACACGUAAACAAAAUAUGUCUGAUCAAGCUUUGUCGAGACAAGAACUGUUAGCAAGUUUGGGGCCUUCAAAUUUGACCCACCGCACGCGCAGCUGAAACUGUGAAGCGGCUUACUGUCCAUCCGAGAUUGUUGUACUGUGUAAAGGAUCAUGUAUACAUCAGCAGCCAUGGCAACCAUAUUUGUACACAAACAAUUGACAUAGCAAUGCUAUAGGGGGAUGAGAGCUUCCAUUCUCCAAUGGUUUGUCUGGUAAGGCCUAGGGGAAAAGUUGUGUUUCCUGUUUCCCGACUGACCCUAGAAAUAAACUGCAGACCCUAGCCUUUUUUUGUUUGUGGACCCCCCUGCAAGGGACAUAGAUUUUUCGAGCUGAUCAACCUUUUUAUGAUCUGACACCUGAGUGAGGAAGCAUACAAUCAGUUUUCCAACAUUGAAACUUUAAGUAUUCUCAUGCACGUUUUUCUUUGUUAAACUGUAUUGUAUAAGUUGGAUCAAUAGAGAUUGCCAAAGUCUAAUGAAUUAAUAAAAAGAGAAAAUAAAAAGAUAAUCCCUACCUACCAACCCUAAUUUUUUCAGGACUGAAACAGGAAACACAACAUUUUUCCUAGGCCUAAAUGUAAAUGAGAGAGAAUUGUGAAAUCCAUGGAAAGUUGCAGGAAGUGCUCUGUUCAAUCAUAUGUCAAGGAGUUGGACAAGAGAGUUAUAAGUUAUAAUAUAUCUUCUACCUUAAAAACUCAACUUUGAUUCUAUAUAGGUGUAACACAACAAGGUUCUGUUCAAAUUCUGUAGGUUAUUUUAUGGGACAAUCCUGGCAAUGCCACUUACUAGUAACAGUGUGACUUUUAACCAUACCAAAAUCCACAGAACACACAUGAACAACGUAACGCUACAAAGAGCAUUGUGUGCUAGCCUCUUGUUCACAUUGUGUUCUGUUGAAUUUUGUACAAUCAUAUCACAAUUUAACACCAGCCUUUCUACAGUAUCGUGAUACAAUCCAAUCAGUUUAUUGUGUCUCUCAAUUCUGAAUACAAAUGCAAGCACCUGAAAAAUUGUCCAUACAUACAUGUAUUUCAUACACAUUGAUCAUACUAUCUGCCAAACAUCUAUCAUACCUUCUUUCUAACGCAAAUAGCAAAACUCAGACAAAAUCACUGAAAUCGCACUUUGUACAAGGUUCUCUGAAAACUGUGUGGAGCUUCUUGAAAUUUGUCUCAGCUACGUGCCAGGAGAAAAUGUUUGUACUUUUCCAUCUUGACUGCCCCAUAGUGUGGCAUUGCCAACAGAUAUAUAACGGAUGUAGAUAAUUAUAGGCAAACCAUUGCUUCUUGCCAUUGUAUAUAGUCUAACAUGACACGAGCCUUUUUGGAAGGAAACGGCCACAAUUUUUUUUCAUACGUCCAAAGGCGAAAAUUAAUAUUUUGUCCAAAUGUUUACAGUAAGGAUUAUUGAAUUGUUUAUUAAGAAAAAAAGUGUGAAAAUGUCAUGAAUGUUGACUUGGCUGUUGUCAUUGCCUUCCAAAUAUGUGGAUCUGUUUUAUGUAUAUAGCAAACCUAGUAGCUGCCAAAACUGUGCUUUUUACUUACCUUCUAGAGUAUUGCAUAACUUUAGUAUCAUCAUGGUGGUGAACAUUUGAAAUUCUCUGAAUCACUAGUCAACAGUUUAUUUAGUUGUCUCAAUGUCAUGAAAUCAUACUUGUACAUAUAUAGGCAAUUUCCAUAGACAGCCAUGCAAAUUAUUAUAUCACACUUGAUAAAAAUAUCUACAUAAUUAUGGAUUACUUCAUGUUAAGCAAAAGUUAGUAGAUUAUCAACAUAUGCUCUUGAAAAAUUUUUUAUUUUUUAUUAAUUCUUUAUUUGAUAGGGGCACUAUAAGCUGAUGCAAAUUAUUCAAGACAUGCAUUUUCAGGGACGUUUAUUGAAGGUGUUUUUGUUUAAUUUCACAAGUUUUGUUUCCUUGUGUUGGGUUAAUAAGUUUCGUUAAAAUUUGUUGAUUAACAUAUCUAACAAGUUUCCUGACCUAAAUUUUAAAAACUAUGUGAGACUUUUUGUUCUUGAAAAAAAAGGACUUAAACUGGAAAAAUUACAUUGUUAUGUUGUCUCUUCUUGGCUGUUAGAAAGUAUUAGGCAACAAAAGUAUGUGGCUUGUAAUUAUGUAUGUAUCAUGUCUGUUUUUUGUUCCAAAUGUACAGUUUACAUAUAUAUUCAACAGGAUUCGGUUUCUUUACAUACGAAUGAUGCCAUAGUUAGUACUACGAUGUAUAUGACAGGGAGACAUGCCUUAGUGUGAAUGUAUUAAAUACAUGAUGUUUUAUGUACAGUGUGUUUACAAAAAGCCCCAUGAACAAGACCUUAGGUAUAUCUUGUUCAGAAAAACAAUCGCUGUAUAUAGAGAUCUUUUGUGAUGAUAUGUUGUCUACAUUGGAAUAAAUCAUUAAAACAG